Messenger RNA from Oryzias melastigma (Indian medaka), 911 nucleotides. RefSeq names its product transcription factor SPT20 homolog. Lineage: Eukaryota; Metazoa; Chordata; Actinopteri; Beloniformes; Adrianichthyidae. The record is from RefSeq and is a predicted model, not a curated record.
CAAAAUCUCCAACCAAGUUCAAAGCGCCAUCAAACAGCGUAAGAAGAAGGACCUGCAGAGAGAUUACGAGGAAUUAAAAGUGGCCUACGUAACAAAUGAGGCAAAGUUUUCUAAAGACCUGGAGGCAGAGCGCCAGAAGAAUAACAUCCUUCAGCAGGAACUCCAAGGUCUCAGACAGCAGCUGGAUUCCAAAACUCAAGAAUCCAAAUCAGAGACUUUCCUGAAGAAAGAAGUCCAAGACUUGAAGGCAGCUCAAGAAGAUCUCGCCUCCAAAUCUGACGCCCAAAUUUCAGCUGCAAAAACGGAAGUAAAAGCCCUGCGCCAAGAGCUGGAACAUGAGAGAUUGGUUUGCUCACAAGAACUUCUUCAACAGCAGCAGAUCAUCAACAGCCUCAAAGCGGAGCAGGACUUUGCCCUCCAAGCCGUGGCCAAGCAGAUCGCCACCAUGACCGUGGCGUCCUGCAGAAGAGAGUUGUGCUUUCAGGCGGAGCUCCACUGUCUGAAAGUUCAGCUCAAGGACAGCCGGAUGGAUCAACUGCUGAAGGAAAACUGUGCCCAGCAGCAGCCUCUGGUCCCCGUGGUCACUGUCAUCCAGACCACAGAGGAGACUCAGAACGUGGACUCGGCCCAGGAGACAACGCAGCUCUCAGAACCUGAAGGUCUUCAGGGAACCAAAGAGGACCCUGAAGACGUUCCAGAACCAAAAAAGAAGUCUCCAUCCUUUUGGAAAAGAGCAAGACGUUUUCUGCGGCUGAAAAAAUCAACAAAAAACAAAAAUUAGGCCAAUCAAUAAGACCUCUCUCUGUUUGUUCCUGUAAAUGUGGUUCUUCAAACUUUUGUAGUAAAUGUAACGAAAGUGGUUUCUUCCAAUUCUUUUUAUAUAUUUGUGUGUUAUUAGAGUAGUUUAAGCA